AAAUUCUUCCCUUCAUCGCUUUCUUUCUAACAGUAUUAUUCGACAGCUCCCAUCAAGCUUGCGAAAGGCCAAUAUAAUGCUGUACUAUUAGUUACUAGUAUUUAGUUGCUUAUUAUUUUUCAGCUGUAACUUGUUCAACAACCACUACAAAAAUGUUCCCUUUCAGAAACAGUAGUAAUGGGAACCCUAUUCUUCACUCAUCUUUUCUUAGCAACCAAAUACUUCUCCAUCAACACGACCUUCCUACUCAUCAUCAUUACUUAAUCGAUAAGGACAACUCGUUUUCAACAAACAAUGUCGUCAUCCACAACAGCAACAAGAUUAAAAAACCAGUGAAAAAGGAUAGACACAGUAAGAUUUUGACAUCACAGGGGCAUAGGGAUCGGAGAGUGAGGUUGUCGAUAGAGGUUGCUCGAAAGUUCUUUGAUUUGCAAGACAUACUUGGUUACGACAAACCAAGUAAAACCCUUGAUUGGCUAUUUACAAAGUCCAAAUUAGCCAUUGAAGAGGUCAUGAUGAGUAAUGAGUCAAAGAAGAGUAUUGGGACUCCUCCAUCUAUUAACAACAAUUCAGAAUGUGAUCAUGAGGAUGUUAUUGUUCCUGUUGCUGCAGCAGAUGAAUUAACAAAUAGAGUUAAGCAAGAGAGAGAUUCAAGGGCCAAGGCUAGAGCAAGAGCUAGAGAAAGAACUAUCAAGAAAAUCUGGACCCAAAUUGCUCCAAAUAGAGACGUUGCAGCUUCACAUUACAGUAAUAGUACACGAAAUUGGAAUCAAGACGAUGUUAAUCCAACAAUUAUGAGAUCCAUGGCUUCUCCUACUACCAUUUGUUGUACCUCGUCACCACAAGUUCAGAAAGCAUGGGAUUCAUAUCACGGCAGCCAAAUCUGAAGGGAACAGCGUAAGCUAAUUAAGCAAAAUCUCCUUACUGUUUAAUUUCUAGGUUCGGUACUACUAUAGAGGACCCAUUAUGUUGUUGUUCUUGUUUUUGUUUUUCCGAUUCCUGUCUAAGUCAUUGUGUGCUUUUAAACUUUGUUCUUGUAACUCAACUAUAUAUACACUUAUAAUAUAUGUAUC
Solanum dulcamara is the source of this 1073-nucleotide messenger RNA. Its product is annotated as transcription factor DICHOTOMA-like. The transcript has 2 exons. The record is from RefSeq and is a predicted model, not a curated record. Gene Ontology annotation, molecular function: DNA-binding transcription factor activity; sequence-specific DNA binding. Gene Ontology annotation, biological process: regulation of secondary shoot formation. Gene Ontology annotation, cellular component: nucleus. Bases 153 to 887 code for a protein of 244 amino acids. NCBI's taxonomy places the organism in Eukaryota, Viridiplantae, Streptophyta, Magnoliopsida, Solanales, Solanaceae.